AUGAACAGCUCUGUGGCUUCAGUCGUCCGAGGCGAGUUCCUCUUCCGCGACCUCUUGCUCGUCGACGUUGGCGGAGAACUCAAGCGCCAUCCUCGAGCAUCGGAGGGCGAGAUCAAGCGCUAUCUCGAAGACAAGGAGAGUAAAGAUCAGGUCGCACAUUGGUACGAAGCCCAGCUCGUUCACUAUGGUUUGCAGAGAUCCAAGGACAAGAAUACGGCCAAGGUCCGACUGCAACAGGCUCUCAAUCAGAAGAAGCUAAAAGCUGCACCGCCACAUCUCGUGGAUAUGGAAGCUUCUAUGAAGAGGGAGUAUGCAGCUGCUGUCCGUAAGGCGAAGACGCCUUCUAAGCCGUUGCCUGCUGCUGGGAAGGGGACUAAGCGCGCGAGAGAUGAGGAGGAGCUGCCUGUGGCGAGGUCGAAGAAGACGAAGGUGUCGGUGCAGAUUGGUGAUGUGAACAUCGACAUCGAGCACUCCACAUCCAGCAAGAAGCCUGUUUCGAGAGCCAAAGCGACUCCUACCAGCAGACGGCCCAAGCAGGACACGAAGAAUGCCGCUUCCGCCAGGGCUCCUCCUACUACACCGACACCCUACAAAAUGGCGAACUCAGGCGCGACCCUCAACUAUGACAGUCUACAAGACGUGCCGUCCUCGUCAAACACUUCCCUACCCACCGCAACACCACGAGUUCGACCAAAGCAAACAGCCCGCAAAAGCGUCAUCGGCUUCGGAGGCCCUCCAUCAAGCCAGCAAUCCACCAUCAAGCCCGAUCCAUACGACCAAGCCUCCCACUUCCCCUCCUCACCAGCCCCCACCACCUCAACAUCCAUCAAACCAGAACCCACCCACCACGCCACUUCUUCUCCACCUCAAAUCAACAUCACCGGCGUCUACAACAUCCUCACCCCACACCCGCACCUCUCAACCCUCUCCUCCAAAGCCUCGCGCCUCUUCCUCGCCGUCGACAACUCCACCAACAAAAUCUGGGGCAGCUUCGAGCUAGGCUGGUACGGCGGCACCAUCAAAAUCGACCAGAUCGCCACGAACCGGGCAGUCUGUUUCGGUUGGCGCGCGAGAGAUCAUGAGAAGCCUGGGAACAUGAGAUUUGGAAAGGAGUGUGUUGGGGAGAUGGAGUUCUUCGGUGAUCAGGAGGUUAGGGGGGUUUUUCAUAACCUUCUACCGGAGGCUGUGCAUUUUGAGGGGAAGAGGAGGGCGGGGCCGUUGUGGAGUGGGAAGUCGGUUUAUGCGUAUGAGAAGGAGUGGGAGGGGUUUCCGAAGGAGGCGUAUGGUCGCUGA
Molecule: messenger RNA, 1293 nt
Organism: Fulvia fulva
Lineage: Eukaryota; Fungi; Ascomycota; Dothideomycetes; Mycosphaerellales; Mycosphaerellaceae
Exons: 1
Coding region: 1-1293 (430 amino acids)
Source: RefSeq, a predicted model, not a curated record